Messenger RNA from Penicillium cinerascens, 2766 nucleotides. Its product is annotated as translation initiation factor 2. Bases 1 to 2766 code for a protein of 921 amino acids. Gene Ontology annotation, molecular function: GTPase activity; translation initiation factor activity; GTP binding. The transcript is spliced from 2 exons. The record is from RefSeq and is a predicted model, not a curated record. Gene Ontology annotation, biological process: translational initiation. NCBI's taxonomy places the organism in Eukaryota, Fungi, Ascomycota, Eurotiomycetes, Eurotiales, Aspergillaceae.
AUGACCCCGAAGUUCGGGGGCUUCGGGAACCGAUGGGGCAGCAAACAGGUGCAGAAGCCUACGGGCCUAAGUCCCGCGGAGCAAGCACUGCGUGAAUCGAUAGUCGAAAGGAACAAGCCGUCUCCUGUACUAGAGCCAGAGCCUCCAAAACAAACGGGAUCAAGACAGAGAGUCCCGGGCACAAACCAAUACAUCGGCGCACGUCGUAAUGACCGCGGUGCCACCUACAACCGACCAAAGUCGGGCACGGCAGCGGAGAAAUCGGCCCAGGACAAACCUCCGGGCAAAACCAAUUGGAAAUGUCCCUUGUGCGCCUCGCGUGUUUUUAAGAAGUUCGAUCAGUGUCCAUCUUGCAAAACCCCUCGACCGGCAUAUACGGCUCCGCUAAAGACUCCACCUGCAAAGGCUCAAAACCCGAAGGACGGGCGGUACAAGUGGGAUUGGAACUGCCCUGGGUGCAAGAAGGUUGUUUUUGGAUGGAAGAAUAAAUGCCCCACCUGUGGUCACGAAUCGCCCAAAACGCAAGCGACGCGCGUGCAGUCGAUGAACGGGAAACCGGCGGAAGCGGCCAAAUACCGAGAAUUAGGUCGAUCAGUUCUGGCCGACCACGAGGAAACGACUCGCGAUGAGCCAUCGCAGGAUACACGGGGAGAUGCCGAGGUGAACCCCCAGGAGAAAACAGAAACGGCAGAAAGGACAGAAAAGGCAGAGAAAGAAAAGAAAUCAGAGAAGGAUCAGAAGGAUCAAUGGACCUGGGAUAUGUCUGCCUUGGAGAAGAUGGAAGCGGUGGAAGCCCAAGCCCAAGCAGAUCUUCAAAAGAAGCCGAAGCGUCGCGACGACCGCAAGGGACGUCAAUCCGGGUCCAAGGACGCUGACUUUGAUGCCGAUGACCGUAACCGCCGUCGUGACGAGCGCAAGCGCAAGAAGAAUGACAGGGCAUCCAGGAAGGUGGAAGAGUCAGCUCCAGCACCGCUCUAUCUACCCGAAUUCAUCAGCGUCAGCAAUCUGGCAGACGUCAUUGGCGUACGACCCGCUCUGUUUGUCGCUCGCAUGGAAGACAUGGGCUUCGAGAAUGUCACCUAUGACCAUGUGCUGGAUGCAGAGACCGCGGGCUUGGUGGCAGCCGAAUUCAAUUAUGAGGCUAUCUUCGACCAGGGAUCCGAGGAUAUGAAGGCGGCACCCCUGCCUGAGGAUACAUCUAACUUGCCAUCCCGGCCACCAGUGGUGACUAUCAUGGGUCACGUUGAUCAUGGAAAAACCACCAUUCUGGAUUGGCUGCGCAAGUCAUCCGUAGCGGCCGGCGAGCACGGUGGUAUCACUCAGCAUAUUGGUGCCUUCUCCGUGGCGAUGCCCUCUGGGAAGAUGAUUACUUUCCUGGAUACUCCUGGUCAUUCGGCUUUCCUGGAAAUGCGCCGUCGCGGUGCCGAUGUUACUGAUAUUGUGGUGCUUGUGGUGGCCGCUGAUGAUAGUGUCAAGCCCCAGACUAUUGAAGCUAUCAAGCACGCCACACAAGCUAAUGUUCCGAUUAUUGUCGCCAUCAGCAAGAUCGACAAGGAGGGUCGCAACCCGGAUAAAGUCAAGCAGGAUCUCUCUGUUCACGGCGUUCACGUGGAAGAAUAUGGCGGUGAUGUACAGGCCAUUGGCGUGAGUGGCAAGACCGGAGUGGGCAUGAUUGAACUCGAGGAGGCCAUCGGAGCUCUCUCCGAGAUGCUUGAUCACCGCGCUGACACCGAGUGCAAUGCCGAGGGAUGGGUCAUCGAGGCAACAACCAAGAGCUACGGCCGAGUAGCAUCUGCUCUUAUCCGUCGCGGUACCUUGCGGCCGGGCGAUAUCAUUGUGGCUGGAACUACCUGGGCUCGUGUGCGUACCCUGCGCAACGAGGCUGGUGUGGCUAUCAGCGAAGCUACUCCAGGCAUGCCAGUCGAAAUCGAUGGCUGGAGAGAGCAACCGGCUGCGGGCACUGAGAUUCUGCAAGCGCCCACUGAGCAGAAGGCCAAGGACGUUGUGGACUACCGCUUGGAGCGGUCGGAGACCGCAAAGAUGGGCGAGGACAUGGCUGCCAUCAACGAAUCACGCCUUGAGAAGCGCAGACUCGAGAACGCGGACGAAGCUGCCGACAAGGUCUCAGAACCUACCGGCCCUAAACCCGUCAACUUUAUCAUCAAGGCCGAUGUUGACGGCUCUGCAGAAGCUGUGCUGAACUCCAUCGCCGCCAUCGGUACCAAUGAGGUGUAUGCCAAUGUUCUCCGUUCCGGCGUGGGCCCCGUGGGUGAGUUCGAUAUCGAGCAUGCGGCUAGUGCCGACGGUCUCGUCAUCUCGUUCAAUAUGCCCAUUGAUCCCAAUAUGUCGCGUAUGGCCGAGUCCCAGGGAGUGGAGAUUAUGGACCACAACAUCAUCUACAAGCUUAUCGACGACGUCAAAGCCGUUCUCAGUGAGCAGCUCCCGCCGACAGUCACUCAGCGUGUGACCGGUGAAGCGGAAGUGCAGCAGGUGUUUGAGAUUACCGUCAAGGGACGUGAUAAGACCGCCAUCGCAGGAUGCCGUGUUCGCAACGGUAUGAUCAACAAGGCUCGGAAGGUCAGAGUGAUCCGGGGCAACGAGACGAUCUACGAUGGCAUAAUGACCUCUCUUAAGAACGUCAAGAAGGACGUGACUGAAAUGCGCAAAGACACCGAGUGCGGCAUCGGCUUCGAGGACUGGACCGAUUUUGCAGUCGGCGACCACAUUCAGUGCUACGAAGAGACCUACGAGAAGCGCUUCCUGUGA